GGGUCCCUUCCGGCAGUGUGCGCUUCCCGCAGCUCCCUCUGCUGCACACUCCACGUUCCGGUUCGGAGGCGCCGGCCCCGCCCCUGUCGCCGCGGCCUCCCCCGCCCGGCGCCAUGGCCGCUGCGGCCGGGGACGGCGCGGCGAAGCCACUGCAAAGCGCCAUGAAACUGGCCAACAGGGCCAUCGAGCUAGACACCGGCAACCGGCCCCGGGAGGCAUACAUGGAAUACCUGAGGAGCAUUCACUACAUCUCCCAGGCGUUACUGGAAGAUGUGGAACACACUACAGAAGCUGGGGAAACUGUGCCCCCUGAGACCUCAAAGAUGCUGAAGCUGGCUGAACAGUGUCUGGAACGGGCCCAGUCGACAGCUACCAAACUUGGGAAAAUAUGCUUGAAGCCCGCUGUACCUGUGGCUCCUCCCAUCCCCUUGCCCACCAGCCGACACCGCCGAGUGUGUUCGGACGAAGGAGGGAAACUCUCCCCUUUCCUGCCUCCUGAGAUCUUCCAGAAGCUGCAGGUGGUGGAAUCACAAAACUCUAAGAAAGAGCUAACACCACUGGAGAAGGCCUCCUUGCAGAACCAGAAGCUGAGGGCCACAUAUGAGGCCCGGAUGGCUCGUCUGGACCCCAGCCAGGCCAUGCAGAAGACAUCACUGACCCUGUCUCUCCAGCGGCAGAUGAUGGAGAAUCUGGUGAUCGCCAAAGCAAGAGAAGAGACGCUCCAGAGGAAGAUGGAGGAGCGCCGCCUGCGCCUUCAGGAGGCCGCCAACAGGAGGUUCUGCAGUCAAGUUGCUCUGACCCCAGAGGAGCGGGAGCAGCGAGCACUCUAUGCUGCCAUCCUGGAAUAUGAGCAAGACCAUGACUGGCCAAAGCACUGGAGAGCCAAGCUGAAGCGGAGCCCAGGGGACCUGUCAGUAGUGACCAGCCUGGUCUCCCACUUGCUCAGCCUCCCUGAUCACCCAAUCUCCCAGCUCCUGAAGAAGCUGCAGUGUGCAGUCUACAGUGCACUGUACCCUAUUGUGAGCCGGGCUGCCAUCAGUGCUGGACCUGCCCCGGGCUGCUGCUCCCUGCCCCCAGAAGCCAAUGGCCUGCUGGCUCCUGGGAGCCGGCGACUCCGAUCCUCCCAGAGCCUCUACUGCAUGCUCUCCCCUUCAGAACCCAGUGCAGCCCCGCGAUCUCUGGAUGGACCUCCUUCCACACCUUCUGUCCCCACACUUCACUCAGGCCCCCUGGACAGAGAGGCAGACAGCAGCCCAGCAGGGCCUUCCUCCCCCCUGGUCGAUGCUUCAUCCCACUUGCCAGACAAGGACAGCUCCUUUGAGGACCUGGAACAGUUUUUGGCUCUAUCUGAGCCACAGACCCCAGGAGCAAAGAGGGAGCCCUUGCUGGAAUGUCUGAAGAGCACAGUGAAGGACAUUCACAAUGCCAUCGAUAGACUGCUCUCGCUGACUCUUUUGGCCUUCGAAAGCCUGAACACAGCCGCCUCCAAGGACCGCUGUCUGGCUUGCAUCGAGGAGCCCUUCUUCUCCCCACUGUGGCCCCUGCUGCUAGCCCUUUACAGGAGUGUGCACCGUGCCCAGGAGGCUGCUGUGAGCAGGAGCAUGGAGCUGUACAGGAAUGCACCCCCUACGGCCCUUGGCAUCCCUGCCAAGCUCCUGCCACGUGUCCCUGAGGCUCAAGCCUCCACCUACCCCUACUGCACUGCGGCCCAGGAACUGGGGCUGCUGGUCUUGGAGAGCUGCCCCCAGAAGAAGCUGGAGUGCAUAGUGCGAACUCUUCGGGUCAUCUGCAUCUGUGCAGAAGACUACUGCCGUGCCCACGAGGCCAGGCCUGAGGCUGGAUCCCAGCCCCCCGCUGCUGCCAUUGGUGCUGAUGACCUGCUGCCCAUCCUGUCCUUCGUGGUGCUGAGGAGUGGCCUCCCCCAACUGGUGUCAGAGUGUGCAGCCCUGGAGGAAUUCAUUCAUGAAGGGUAUUUAAUUGGAGAAGAAGGGUACUGCCUGACAUCACUGCAGAGUGCCCUGAGCUAUGUGGAACUUCUGUCCCAGGGACGGCUGGACAAGUAGUGGUGGCUGGACCUCACAGACCAAAGGAGCCACAGGACCUCCACACCGCACCAUGUAUCUGGUUUGGGGCCAGCCUGCUGUGGUGGCACUCUAUAGCUCUCGCCCACCUUCCUAACCACACAUCUGUCCUGGAGGCCUCGGGUAGUGCCUCUUCUUCAGCAGGACGUGGCUGGCUGAGUCAGGCCUGUUUUUGUCCUGGGUCUGCCUCUCCGACCGAAUGGGAGAAAUCUGUAGCUGCUGUUCCCUGGGGAGCCUGCAACACUGACGGGCCCUCCAGUGAACCUGGAUGGCCCCGGCCUGUUCCCAUGGACACUACACAGCCCCUACUGGGGCAUCAACACAGAAAUGGCUGCUGGGAGUCUUGCCAGGGCAAUCUGGUUUUGUACCCCUCCAAUCUCCUGAGACAGCCAAAGUUUGUGUGAGCCAGUCUCUUGUUAGUCGAUAACAAGAGCUUUACCCUUACCCCGGAGGACUGGGUGUAGGUAGUGUGAGGCUGUGUUGCUUAUCCAUCAGGCAGCAACUGCCUUGCUCGCUUUUGCUGACCCAGGUAUCAUUUUGCUGCCCAUGCCUGGGAUAUGAGCCUCUCUCCUACCAAGGUCCAGGACAUCCAGCUCUGGAGUUACCUUGGUUGGGGACAGUGAACAUUCAGGACACUGGCCAACACAUACAGCUGUACAGCCUCUCCAAUUUCAGAGUCCAAGGGUCAGUGCCCUGACUGUUAUAUGCCCCCAAGUUUCCACCAACUCAGCCUAAAAUAAAGAAGUGACACCAUCUAA
Peromyscus leucopus (white-footed mouse) is the source of this 2839-nucleotide messenger RNA. It is a transcript of the gene Vps9d1, whose product is annotated as VPS9 domain containing 1. The coding region runs from base 114 to 2063 and encodes 649 amino acids. Gene Ontology annotation, biological process: vesicle-mediated transport. Gene Ontology annotation, cellular component: endocytic vesicle; cytosol. Gene Ontology annotation, molecular function: small GTPase binding; guanyl-nucleotide exchange factor activity. NCBI's taxonomy places the organism in Eukaryota, Metazoa, Chordata, Mammalia, Rodentia, Cricetidae. The record is from RefSeq and is a predicted model, not a curated record. The transcript has 15 exons.